CAGCUGGCACACGGUGUAACGGGACCAGGUCUGUCGGCCUCCGCUGGAAAGUGUGCGGACAUGAGGAGGUGUAGGGAUCUUUUUCUCUUUCCAACAGAAAAGCAGGAGUUUUGAGAGAAAAACGUUUCUCAUCACGUCCAGGCUCCAGACUCUCCAGGUUCAGGGCCAUGAGUGAAACCACACUUUGACUUUCUCGGCACGGACGAUGCGCAUCGAGCUCGCGGCCGUCCACUGAGGAGAGGAGGCGCUCGAGGAGCCCGCCAAUGUUCACCUUCCGUCGGCACUUCAAAGCCAGCCGUUAACCUCAUUUCUGCACGCGCUUCAGGAAGAGACAGGUCGAGUCAUGGCCGAGCACGAGAGCCUGGAGUUUGGAAAAGCGGAUUUUGUGCUUUUGGACAACGUGUCUAUGGACGAGUUCAUGGCGAACCUGAAGCUCAGGUUUGAGAAGGGGAGGAUCUACAGCUACAUCGGAGAGGUGGUGGUGUCUGUCAAUCCUUACCGUGCCAUGAACAUCUACGGCCGCGACACCAUAGAGCAGUACAAGGGCCGCGAGCUGUACGAGAGGCCGCCACACCUCUUUGCCAUCGCUGACGCUGCUUACAAAGCCAUGAAGAGGAGGAACAAAGACACUUGUAUUGUCAUCUCAGGGGAAAGUGGAGCAGGAAAGACCGAAGCCAGCAAGUAUAUAAUGCAAUACAUAGCUGCUAUCACCAAUCCCAAUCAGAGGGCUGAAGUUGAAAGGGUAAAAAACAUGCUGCUUAAAUCCAACUGUGUCCUGGAGGCUUUCGGGAACGCCAAGACCAACCGCAACGACAACUCCAGCCGCUUCGGCAAGUACAUGGACAUCAACUUUGACUUCAAGGGAGAUCCCAUCGGGGGCCACAUCAACAACUACCUGCUGGAAAAGUCCAGGGUCAUUUUCCAGCAGCCGGGAGAGAGGAGCUUUCACUCGUACUACCAGCUGCUCAGAGGAGCUCCAGACUCGCUGUUACGCUCCCUUCACAUCCAGAAGGACCCGACAGCCUACAACUACAUCAAAGUCGGAGGCCAGAUUAAGUCUUCCAUCAACGACGGAGCUGAUUUCAAAGCCGUAGCCGACGCCAUGAAAGUGAUCGGCUUCACAGCGGAUGAGAUUCAGACUGUCUACAAGAUCCUGGCCACCAUCCUGCAUCUGGGCAACCUGACUUUCGGGGUGGACGGCGACGUGACCCUGAUCGAGAACACGAAGCUGGUGUCCGUGAUCCGGGAGCUGCUGUCCACCAAAGAGGAAAACGUGGAGAAGGCCCUCCUGUACCGCACCGUGGCCACGGGUCGAGACGUCAUCGAGAAGCAGCACACGACGCAGGAGGCCAGCUACGGGCGGGACGCUCUGGCCAAGGCCAUGUACGAGCGUCUGUUCUGCUGGAUCGUGGGACGCAUCAAUGACAUCAUCGAGGUGAAAAACUACGACGCCAGAGUCCACGGGAAGAACACGGUCAUCGGCGUGCUGGACAUCUACGGGUUUGAGAUCUUCCAGAACAACAGCUUUGAACAGUUCUGCAUCAACUACUGCAAUGAAAAGCUCCAGCAGCUCUUCAUCCAGCUGGUGCUGAAGCAGGAACAGGAAGAGUAUCAGCGUGAAGGCAUCCCCUGGAAACAUAUUGAUUACUUCAACAACCAGAUCAUUGUGGAUCUGGUGGAGCAGCAGCAUAAAGGCAUCUUCUCUGUGCUGGAUGAAGCCUGUAUGAACGUGGGAAAAGUCACGGAUGAGGUUUUCCUCCAAGGACUCAAUGGCAAGCUGGCCAAACACGCCCACUACACCAGCCGCAAGCUCUCGCCGACUGACAAGAGCCUGGAGUUUGACAGAGACUUUCGUAUCAGGCAUUAUGCAGGAGACGUGGUGUACUCAGUGGUGGGUUUCAUAGAUAAGAACAAAGACACUCUGUUCCAGGAUUUCAAGAGACUGCUGUACAACAGUUCUAACCCGGUCCUGAAGGGGAUGUGGCCUGAGGGCAAACUGAGCAUCACUGAGGUCACCAAACGGCCGCUGACAGCAGCAACGCUCUUCAAGAACUCCAUGAUCUCACUGGUGGAGAACCUGGCCUGCAAGGAACCGUACUACGUUCGCUGCGUCAAGCCCAACGACGUGAAGUCUCCUCUGCUGUUCGAGCAGGAGCGCUGCCGCCACCAGGUGGAGUACCUCGGGCUGCUGGAGAACGUCAGAGUGCGGCGUGCCGGCUUCGCCUACAGACAGACGUACCCUCGCUUCCUGCAGAGAUACAAGAUGAUCUCAGAGUUUACGUGGCCCAACCACGACCUGCCGUCGGACAAAGACGCGGUGAAGCGGCUGCUGCAGGGCUGCGGGUUCGACCACGACGUGGCCUACGGGAAGACCAAGGUGUUCAUCCGCACCCCGCGGACCCUCUUCAGCCUGGAGGAGCAGCGAGCAGAAAUGGUCCAGAGGAUUGUCCUCUUCCUGCAGAAGGUGUGGAGGGGCACCAUAGCCAGAAUGCGAUACCGGCGGAUGAGGGCGGCCCUCGUCAUCCUGCAGGCCUACCGACGCUACAAGGUCAAGUCCUACAUCCGCGAGGUCAACCGCCGCUUCAAAAACGUCCGCUCCAUGAAGGAUUACGGCAGGCACGUGAAGUGGCCCACGCCCCCCAAAGUCCUGCGCAAAUUUGAAGAGGCGCUCAGAAGCAUCUAUAACAGGUGGUGGGCUUGGACGCUGAUCAAAGGCCUCUCUCCAGAAGAGGCCCUGCAGGUGAGGGCCAAGGUAGCCUGUCUGGAGGCCCUGAAGGGCCAGAGGGCCGACUUGGGUCUGCAGAGGGCCUGGGAAGGAAACUACCUGAAGCGGGACAGUCCCGACACCGCCGCCUCGUUCACUCUGGUGUCCAGCGAGCUGCAGCGGAAAGACAAGUUCAUGCGAGUUCUGUUCUCCUGUAACGUACGAAAGAUCAACCGUUUCCACAAGGCGGAGGACCGGGCUGUGCUCAUCACUGACCGCCACCUGUACAAGAUGGACCCCCUGAAGCAGUACAAACCCAUGAAGAGCACCCCCCUCUACAACGUGACGGGGGUGAGCGUGUCCCCUGGGAAGGACCAGCUGGUUGUGUUCCACACCAAGGACAGCAGGGACCUGGUGGUGUGCCUGCAGGGCAUGGUGCCUGCCAACGAGAGCCGCAUCGGGGAGCUGGUUGGCACCUUACUGAGCCACUUCAAGAGUGAGAAGAGGAAGCUGCAGGUCAACGUCGCCAGUCCCAUCCAGUGCAGCAUGAGCGGGAGGAAGUGCACGAUCAUCGUGGAGCCCAAGAUCAACCAAUCGCAGCCAGACUUCACCAAGAGCCGAUCUGGCUACAUCCUGGCCGUUCCCGGGAACUAAACCGGGCAGAAGGAAGCAGCAGUGACAGCUGACAUCAACGCAGGCCGAGAUGAUAACGGUGAUGAUGAUGAUGGUGAUGAUUCACAUCUGAUUCACUUCUUGUGUUUUUUUGCAGAGCUGCUGAUCAUGUGACGAUUCAGAUAGCAGCUCUGUAGGUGGAUUUAUGGGUAAUUGAAUCCUCACAAUGCAAAGCCAUGCCAAAUUUGACCUGUUUUUGUAGAUUUCUAUGCAAUGUUGCUAUAAACAGGAAGUGUACAAUACGCCUACGUGCAAAACGUUAUUAGGUAAACAGGUUUUUUUUAAUGCACUACAGGAUAAUCCACCAAAGUGGUGCUCUUUUCCUUUUAAAAUCCAAAUUCAAAUGAUUUGCUUUGUGCAAUAUUUAGUUGAUUGUAGAUGGAAUAUUGUGGCAGUCAAGGUGAGAGGAGAUUAUACAGCAACUGUUCUCUGAACCACUGACGUUACAUAAUCAGAAAAAAAUCCAAAGGCUUUGCAGGAAUUUCAAAUCCCUGCAGCUGCAAGAGCAGGAGCCAGACCCAAAGAGAAACCCUGAAAACUGAACAUUAAUGAUGUUUCUUCAGAUACUCAGCUCUGAAACAGAAGAAAACACUUCUAGUGAUUUAUAUUCUAAGGUGUAAUAACUGAUGCAGUAUGGCCUACCUACAUGGUAAAUGACAGGAAAUCCACUGGUAGUUCUGCUGUUGUGAACACGUGAUUCAGUGGAUCAAAUUCAUGGUUAGUUUGUCAGUCACAGGAUGUGUUGAGCACAUCCGGAACAUCGCAAACCUGCGACAUGCAAAGCGUUAAAAUCUAUUAAUUUAAAUCAUGCUUCUUAUAUUCUUUAAUGCAACGUUUGUACUUUUAUAAUACUCUAAAUACUCUAAUACGGCUCAUAUAUCAAAGGUUGGAAUAUACUUUAUUCAGCAUAAAAUUAGAAAUGUGUGCGUGCACAGCACUUAUACUGCAUUUAGGAUAGAAAGGGAUGUGUAACUAAAAGUGAAACAGAUGGCAGAUAUGUUUGCCUAGCUCCGGUUUUUCCAAGAGGCAUUUUGACUUCGUAUUAAACUGUAAGACUUAACGCUCUAUCUGUGCAGCGGAGGCCAGUGCUGUAUAAUCCCACGUGAACUCCGGACCCUGAACACAGUCUCAUUUGCUGUCUUUGUGUUGAGUGAGUAGCCCGAUGAGUGUUGAUCUGACAGAGAGUCUGGCUCGUGGCCACAGCGAGGGAGUGAAGGCUGGGGGGCGUGAGGUCCCUCCCUCCCCGUCUAAUGAUGGGAAUGGAUGCUUGUGUGAACGCCGGCCUGUUCGGACACUCGAUUUUCAUCCGACGCUGCCGCUAAACUCCCUUCACCUCCACUUUUAAAGCCAAAUCACACCAAUGAAAUCCUCGGCGCUCGAACACUUUGGUUUGUGCUGUUCUCACAGGCUGUCGGCUGUGUUGAAAAUGUUCACUGUUUUAUUCUUUGCUAAGUGUUAGCACAUUGCAAUAUGUUCUUUUUCCAAUGUUUUAAAAGUGUGUGGCAGCACAGAAGCUCACGAGGUGGAGACGUCUGGCUUUACACUGUGUUUAAUAUUAAUAUCCAUCCACAGACUCAAUACAUGAGGCAUAAAUAUCUGUUUGCUGCUCUAACCGGCCUCGUCCUCCUGAGGUUUAAAGUUCUUUCUCAUCCGUCGAAGCAGCCGUCAAGAAAACAACCUCACCACAAGAUGUAAUGUUAGAGCUAACUUCCAAGAUGCUAGCUAAACUUUUAACAUGCUAGCUAAACUUCAAACAUGCUAGCUAACGUCUAGCAUGCAGCUAACCUCUAACAUGCUAUCUAAACUUCUAACAUGCCAGCUAACCUCUGACAUGCUAGCUAAAUUUCUAACAUGCUAGCUGAACUUCCACAAUGCUAGCUAACCACUAACAUGCAAGCUCAACUUCUAACAUGCUAGCUAACCUCUGACAUGCUGGCUAAACUUCUAACAUGCUAGCUGAACUUCUAACAUUCUAGAUCAACUUUGAACAUGCAAGCUAAACUUCAAACAUGCUAGAUAAGCUUCUAACAUGCUAGCUAACUGUCAAAAUGCUAGCUAAACUACUAGCAUGCUAACUAACCUCUAACAUCCUAGCUAACCAUGAACGUGCUAGGUAAACCUCUUAACACCCUAGCUGUGGUCUGUCCUCCCCCAGCACUGACGGUGAUGAAUCGCAGCUCCCUCGGCAUCUGGCCUAGUUGGGGAGGCAGAGGAGGCGCUCUUCUCCACUUUACUUCCAGCAGAAAAGUAGCGAGCAGUGAUUUGAGCACAGUCGUCUAAUUAAACACACUGAACACAAGUCGUUCAUCUUAAUCAGUUUGCGAGUGCCCCGGUCUUUUGACGAGUAUUCUACCUCGCAGCGGUGUGCAGGCUGACCCGGCCCCGGAGGAGCAUGGUGACCUCCCACAGCCCCCCCAGCAUUAGGAUGGACUCCCUGUCACUUCUCACUUCGGCUCUUCUCAGUGUCAUUCUCUUUAUUAUUGUGAACAAAUUUCACACAAAGACCAGAAACAGCAGGUGGGUCGGGCCUGAAGCCCACUGACUCGUUCUGAAGGUGUGAUCUUCACUGUAGCUGACAGGUGUUCAUCUUCACUGAACAGCUGUGACGUCACUCAAACUGGAGGAGGCUGCGUUUGUCAGGGACUAUUUUCAGCUGUGGAUUAAUACGUGUUUGGUGCAGUAGUGAGUAUCUCCAGCAGCAGGAGGGUGUAUAAGUCAGAAUAGAUUACAGUGGGGCUGUAUGGCACAGAGGAAUGAUAGAUGUCAGGCUUCAGAUACACACUCUGUGCUUCUUCGUAGGAUGCGUUCACUGUCGGUUUCGGCCUUUUCGUGUGAUUUGUUUACAGUAACAAAAAUCUGAAAUAUCAGCGGAUUUAUCCUUCGUGAUUAGUUUGUGGUUUGCAAACCCAAUCAGCAAAGAUUACUUUUCCAUUAUGUUGAUUAGCAGCUUUGCCACAAAUGUGAAAAUCACAGGCUUGUCCUAAUUACCCUUCUGUAAUUGGCCGUAAAAGGAUGUCAGAUAUGAAUGUUGACACGAGGACACUUGUGCCAUUGUGUUCUUCCCUUCAGCUUCGUUUUUUUUUGUUUCAGAAACACGAUCGACUGUCUCUUCAAGCCCGUCCAUGUUAGCCAAAGGGCAACAAAUUCCUGUUUCCUGUCCAUAAUUUAUUCCUGCUCAGUGGCUUUAAGCAAAAUCUGUAUGUACACACUAUUCAUUCAGUAUGUGCCUAAUUUUAUAUUAAGUUUAUAUUUUGCAUAUUUGUGAUUACAUACCAUAAAGAUACUGUAAUAUCCAGAUCAAGUCUAAAGGGAACUUUAGUAAUACUAUUUUUGUGCAAAUGUGUAGAAAUGCAGAUUAUGCAUUCAAUGAUGUCAUUAAUCAUUUUAUUAAUAAAUUUAUUUGCUUCAAAAGCUGCGUGCGUGCGUGUGUGCGUGUGUGCGUGCGUGCGUGCGUGCGUGCGUGUGUGUGUGUGUGUGUUGGGCUGAUCAGAAGUCGUGUGUGUGGAGCUCCUGAGACCAGCCGGAGCCUCUAACGUGUGAUGCCGUCAUAUCUUGGUCGAGCUCAACGUUAAUCCACCCCCAGCUGUUUUCACCGGGUGACGUGGAGACGGCUGAAACCCCCGCAGUCAGCAUGACAACGCCUCUUCCUGCCGCCACUGUGUCAGCCAUCACCGGCUCCCUCAGCCGGGUUUAUAAUCCACUGGUUGAUGGAUGACUAUCUGCUGUGAAGAGUGGGACGACUCGUUUAUCCCCCACGGGGGGUGACGAAGACUGAAGACCUGCUGGUUA
Messenger RNA from Chelmon rostratus (copperband butterflyfish), 7165 nucleotides. It is a transcript of the gene myo1d, whose product is annotated as myosin 1D. Gene Ontology annotation, molecular function: microfilament motor activity; ATP binding; actin filament binding. Gene Ontology annotation, cellular component: microvillus; myosin complex; plasma membrane. The record is from RefSeq and is a predicted model, not a curated record. The coding region runs from base 344 to 3358 and encodes 1004 amino acids. Gene Ontology annotation, biological process: actin filament organization; vesicle transport along actin filament. Lineage: Eukaryota; Metazoa; Chordata; Actinopteri; Chaetodontiformes; Chaetodontidae. The transcript is spliced from 22 exons.